Molecule: messenger RNA, 2469 nt
Organism: Neolamprologus brichardi
Lineage: Eukaryota; Metazoa; Chordata; Actinopteri; Cichliformes; Cichlidae
Gene: npy8br
Product: neuropeptide Y receptor Y8b
Biological process (GO): G protein-coupled receptor signaling pathway
Cellular component (GO): neuron projection; plasma membrane
Molecular function (GO): neuropeptide binding; neuropeptide Y receptor activity
Source: RefSeq, a predicted model, not a curated record
CAUCUUUGCCUGCAAGUGUGAGGCAUGAGGUCGCUUUAAGAGACAUCUCAGCUCCUACCAGUGGUCCUGACAGGACACCACCUACCUCCUCCUCGACCACAAACUCUCAGCUUUGUCUCACUUGAUGCACAGCGGCGCGAAGAAGUCCUGGAAGAAAUAAGACUCGAAAAGCAGUUGGCACCUACCAACAGAGGUCUCCUUCACCUGUCCGGAGCUGAGAAAGUCCGCCCAAGUGCGAGCAGACGCACAGCUGCAGAGGGACAGUGCAUCCAGGACAGAGCUACAAAGACCGAGGGCCACAAAGGAAGACUGCUUUAAAGACUGGCUGAGCUUAAGGAUUAGGGAAAACUCUUAUUUAAAAUUUAAAUAUCAUUCAUAACAUAAUUACAGCAGGUGCUGCAAAACAAUCUGGUUCGAUUGGUCCUCUGUGUUCGAAGUGAGCCUGGGAAAACCAUCGCCAUGGAGCUGCAGCACAGCACCAAUCACAACCAAGCCUCGUGGAAAGAGAUACCGUGGAAUUCGACCGAGGACUGCUUGCUGUCGGUGAGUGGAACCACGUUACUCAUCAUUGCUUACAGUACAGUCAUGGCAGUGGGGCUCAUUGGAAACUCGUGCCUGGUGUUUGUCAUCGCACGGCACAAAGAGAUGCACAACGUGACCAACAUCUUCAUUGUCAAUCUGUCCUGCUCAGACAUUCUCACGUGCAUUAUAUGCCUGCCGGUCACUAUUAUCUACACACUGAUGGACCACUGGAUCUUAGGAGAGACCCUCUGCAAGCUCACACCUUUCAUCCAGUGUAUAUCAGUCACUGUCUCCAUCUUCUCCCUCGUUCUGAUCGCCAUGGAGCGCUACCAGCUUAUCGUCCACCCAACAGGAUGGAAACCCAUGGUAGCCCACUCCUACCUGGCUGUGGCUGUUACCUGGAUUGUGGCCUGCAUAAUCUCAGUGCCUUUGCUUUCCUACAACGUACUCAUUUUGCCUUUUCAGAACUUCAGCACUCCACUCCCAAUAAAUGACAACUUUAUUUGCAUGGAGCAGUGGCCGUCAGUUAAGGAACGGCGAGCUUACUUCACCUCCCUGCUCGUCUUUCAGUACUUCCUCCCGCUUAUCCUCAUCAUGGUCUGCUACCUGCACGUCUACCUUCGUCUGAGGAGGAGGAAGGACAUGGUGGACCGCGGCAGGAACACCACUCAGAAAAAGAACAAGGGCUCCACGAGGAUCAACGCCAUGUUAGUCGCCAUAGUCGUGGCCUUUGCCCUCUCCUGGCUCCCGCUCAAUGUCUUCAACACGGUGUUUGACUGGCACCACGAGCUCAUCCCAUCUUGCAGCCAUGACAUCAUCUUCUCGCUGUGCCACCUCACUGCCAUGAUCUCCACCUGCGUCAACCCAAUCAUCUACGGUUUCCUCAACAGCAAUUUCCAGAAACAGCUCAAGUCCACGCUGCUGCGCUGCCGCUGCUGGGCCGUGGUGGAGAGGUACGAGAGCGUGCCGCUCUCCACCGUCAGCACAGAGGUCACCAAGGGGUCGAUUUUGAGCAACGGCUCUGUCAGCAACAAUACAUAAAUCCAUACUUGGUGCAAAGGUUGGACAGGUUUACACGAUAUUUACAGUACGUAUAGUCUUUUCCCCCACGUGCUGUUGCAUAUAAAAAAAGAGGAGAUGCCUUUUUACUCUGUUACACCAUGUUUUCUCUCUGCAAUGAUCUGCUUGGAAAUCAUGUUUAAAUGCAUAUUAGCUGUCUGCCUUUAACACUUCCAAACCCAAGAGAGUGCUGGAAGGACAAAAAAGCAGGUGGGUUGUGGAGCAGCAAAUGUUGUUUUGUUUUGUGUUUUUAAUUUUUUAUCUGGUGUUAAUAGUGAUGACGAAAACAGCGAGGGGUUGUGAACCGCAACGUGUAAAUGAUUAUCAACAGAGUAGCUUAGAAUACAACCAAAGGAGGGAACAUUUGUGCAUUAGAUGUAGCUCUAGGCGGAGGACUUACCGGCAUCAUUUUAAUGCAUUUCUUAUUACCUAAACCCGCCACCGUCGUCGCUUUAAUGGUCUUUUGCAGAGAACCUUGGCAAAAGAUGCAUUUCAUGCUGUUUGACACGUCCAUACUCCUGUGUGUGUGUGUGUGUGUGUGUGUGUGUGUGUAUACAGAUGUGUAGGGGGUCAUAAAAUGUGCGACACGGCCACCAUUUCUCAAUCGCAAUAAAACGAAAUAGAAGUGGCAGUAAAGGACAAGAGCGGGCUCCUUCCGUUGUAUAUAAGAUAAAGCACAGUUUUAGCGUGUGGUGUGCAAUAAAACGCACUGUGUAGCAUAGCACUAUAGAAAGUAUCUCUAGGAAAUGUGUUGUUGUAAUAUUUGGUUCAUGUUUAGCUCUUGUACUGACUUUUUUUUUUUAAUUUAAACUCUUUUCUUUGUUUCUGCCUUGCUUUACAUGCUGGUUUGAAGCUGUCAUCUUGCAGGUCAAGUUACCCAGGAAAGUA